AUGUCCGACCCCGGCGCGGAGAAGGAGCUCGACACGCUCCGCAAGCUGCCCGAGAACAAGCAGUGCGCGAACUGCGGCGUCGUCGCCCAGCACGGCCACGGCGCCGUCGUCAUGACCUACGCGACCUUCGUGUGCCACACGUGCAAGAGCAGCCACCAGAGUUUCAGCCACCUCUGCAAGUCCGUGUCCAUGAGCUACUGGAGCGCCAAGGAGGUGAAGAAGCUGCGCGACGGCGGCAACGCGCGGUGCCGCGCGGUCUUCAUGGGCAAGAUGGACCCGAGCCGCGGCCUCAAGCCCGGCGCGAGCCUCCAGGCGACGAAGGGCUUCGUGGACCUCGUCUACAACAAGCGCGCCUUCUUCGAGUCGCGGCCCUCGGCGUCCUUCGCCAUGUCGAACGCCGCGCCGGCCGCGGCGCCGCCGCCGGAGCCCAAGCCCAAGAAGAGGGCGCCGCAGGCCGGCGGGCUCAAGAUCUCCCGCAAGGCCGCGGCGCCGCCGGUCGCGGCCGCGGCGCCGGCCCUCGACCUGCUCAGCUUCGACGACUUCGCCGCGGCGCCGCCGGCGGCGGCCGCGCCGGCGCCGCCGGGCCGGCCGGCCUUCGACCCCUUCGGGACCGCGGCGCCUCCGGCGCCUCCGGCGGCGGCGGCGGCGCCGGACCCCUUCGGCGCGCCCGUUUCGCCCGCCGCCGGGUUCGGCGCGUUCGCGGCCGCGCCGGCGCCGCCCGCCGCGCCGCCCGCCGCCGGGUUCGGCGCGUUCGCGGCCGCGCCGGCGCCGCCCGCCGCGCCGCCCGCCGCCGGGUUCGACGCCUUCGGCUCCUUCGCCGCGGCGCCGGCCGCGCCGGCCGCGCCCGCGUCGGGCCUCGGCGGCUUCGCCGCCUUCGGCGCGCCGCCGCCGGCGCCGCCGGCUCAAAAGCCCGCGUCGCCGGCCGCGGGCAACGGCCUCGGCAACGGCCUCGGCGGCGGCGGCGGCCUCGGCGGCAACAGGCUCGCCGUGUCGAUGAUGGGCCAGCCGUCGACGAUGCCCUACGCGCAACCGCCGCCGCGCAUGGGCAUGGGCAUGGGCAUGCCGGCGAUGGCGCGCGGCGGCUCGGCGCCCGGCGGCUUCGCCUCGUUCCCGCCGCAGCAGCCGGCGAUGGCGCGCGCGCCGUCCGCGCCGGCCUACGGCGGCCAGGCCGGCUGGCCCCAGCAGCCGUGGCAGCAGCCGCCGCCGGCCUUCGCGCCGCCGAACGCGGGCACGUCGCCGGCCAUGAAGCCCAACGCCAUGAACGCGGGCGCGAGCAACAUCUCCGGCAUGUUCCCCUUUUAG
This is a messenger RNA of Aureococcus anophagefferens, 1302 nucleotides long. RefSeq lists its product as hypothetical. NCBI's taxonomy places the organism in Eukaryota, Pelagophyceae, Pelagomonadales, Pelagomonadaceae. The transcript has a single exon. The coding region runs from base 1 to 1302 and encodes 433 amino acids. Gene Ontology annotation, molecular function: GTPase activator activity. The record is from RefSeq and is a predicted model, not a curated record.